CACACCUCAAAAGUGCGCGUCUUCCCAUUUUCUGUCCGCUGACCUGAAAACCUGCAUCGGGGCGCAAGAGAGACUCAGCAGACAAAGACCCAGUAUAUCCACACUGCAGUCAUGGCAACUGAAGGAGAAUUGAUGUUUCAUGAUCAAAGUGACUUUGAAUAUGAUUAUGAGACACUUCGAACUACAGGGGUCAUCAUUGGUGUGAUCUUGUUUGUGUCUGGUAUCCUAAUAGCUCUUAGUAAAAAACUCACAUGCUCAAAAUCGUCUUCCAACUCUAAUCCAGCAGGCACCCAAAUACCAAAGACAGAGGUGCCUCCUCAAACAGUAUAGAUGAAGUGUGCAUGGAGGCGAGGGAGAGUCAUCAUGGGAGGUGCUGCAGAGAGAGGCCAACAUACAUAAUAACACACACUCUCACAUUUAUGGCUGACACACACCAGCGCCCAUUGGAACAUCAAGUAUGGUGCACACCCAGCCCAAGCUGACCAGAAGAAUGACUGAAUUGUCAUUCUUGAUUUAAAUAAAAUGUAUAUCAAGCCAAGAUGAAGAUGUUACUCUUAACCGUCUUUGUGACUUGUGUAUUAGGUGCUAUCAAUCUACCUUGCCCAGGAGAGAAUGUAAAGUAGCCUUCAGUGCUGAUUUGGGGUUUAUCCUUACCCCAAUCUGCACCAAAAGCACCUAAAAGCAAAAAAACAUACCUGGCCCAAGAUCAGCUUUCAGGUGCACUGUAAAUAUAUAUCAUGAUGUGGGUAGUGUUGAAACAGAACUGAAUGCUGUGCUCUCUCUGUUCCUUGCUUUUGACUUCAUACACACCCAAGAAAGU
Molecule: messenger RNA, 820 nt
Organism: Salmo salar (Atlantic salmon)
Lineage: Eukaryota; Metazoa; Chordata; Actinopteri; Salmoniformes; Salmonidae
Gene: fxyd7
Product: FXYD domain containing ion transport regulator 7
Biological process (GO): regulation of sodium ion transmembrane transporter activity
Cellular component (GO): membrane
Molecular function (GO): sodium channel regulator activity
Source: RefSeq, marked provisional